GCUCCUGUCCCGUGCUUCUCAAAGUUCCCGGGUUUAAAGAAACGCAACGCGGAGUCGAAAAAACAAACGGCGACCAAAAAGAAAAAAAAAUAACCGGCGGAAAAUUCCGAUUGCGAUUCAUAACGUAUAUCAAUCCCGUUCGUCACGCUCCCGCUCGACUUUAAGUAGAAUCCAAAAUCUAAGCUCUCUCUUUCUGUAUCUCCAUGGAAGCUGCUUCGAGCAUUUACUCGACCUUCAUUCCCAUUAUAUUCACAUGUUUUAUACUGGUAAGCACUUUGGUUAUUUUCAGUAUAAACAUUGUUGAUGCAGAGAUAUCAGAUAGCAAAACAAUUGGAAGAGGACUCAAAGCAUAUCGGAAGCUGUAUGGCAGAAAGGAACUGGCAGCUUCCUCUGCUCCUCUAUUUUUCAAUGACAAUGAGAAGGAUAUUGACAUAAUUGCAACUUACAGCGAUGCUUCUGGGACUAUUAGAACAAGUAGGGUGAAAAUGACGGACCUUUCUGCUUCUUGGGUUCUGGAAAACCCUAUCGAUGGAGAUCCUAACAAACAAAAUGGCUCACAGAUAUUUAAACUGAAAGAUUCCUACCAAGCUAGCACCACAUCUGAAGAAAAUGCUGAACAAUUUAUUGGUGAUAACCAUUUGCAAGAAGUUGAAACUGAAAAGCGCCACCAGGCAUCAUGGAGCCCUGUCAAGUUCAAGCGCCAGAUGUUGCGGAAAAAAAGGAGGGAUCUCCGUACUAAAGAACUUGUCCGCCAAGUUACAGAGGCUGACAAGCAGAUGGAAGCAACAGCGGCUAUUGAGAACUUGAAAAAUAUGUACCCCGUUGUCAAGGGAAAAUAUAGUUUAUGGAGAAGAGAUUAUGAAAAUCCUAACUCUGAUUCUACCUUGAAGCUUAUGCGUGACCAGGUUAUUAUGGCCAAAGCCUAUGCAAACAUCGCUAGGUCUAAGAACCAAAACGAUCUUUACCAUUCUCUCUUGAAACAUGUUGGUCAAAGUCUCCGUGUUAUUGGAGAUUCUAAUUCUGAUUCUGAUAUUCAUACUAGUUCACUUGAUCAGGCAAAAGCAAUGGGCCAUGUUCUAUCUUUAGCAAAGGAUCAACUCUAUGAUUGCCGUACUGUUGCAAGGAAGCUUCGAGCCAUGCUCCAGUCAGCAGAGGAUAAUGUAGAUUCUUUAAAGAAAAGAAGUGCCUUCUUGAUUCAGCUAGCUGCAAAAACUGUCCCAAAACCAUUGCAUUGCCUACCUCUGCAGCUAGCUGCAGACUACUACUUUCAUGGAUAUCAGAACAGAAGGGAUUUGAACUUAGAAAAGCUUGAAGAUCCUUCGUUUUACCAUUAUGCCAUAUUUUCUGAUAACAUACUCGCAACAUCUGUGGUCGUCAAUUCUACAGUGCUGCAUGCAAAUGAGCCCGAGAAACAUGUUUUCCAUAUAGUGACUGAUAAACUUAAUUUUGCUGCAAUGAGAAUGUGGUUUAUCUUAAAUGCUCCUGACAAGUCAACAGUUCAGGUUGAGAACAUUGAUGAUUUCAAGUGGUUGAAUUCCUCUUACUGUUCCGUUCUACGACAACUUGAAUCUGCCAGAGUUAAAGAAUAUUAUUUCAAGACUCACCCAUCCUCUCUCUCUGUUGGGUCUGACAAUCUCAAGUACAGGAACCCAAAAUACUUAUCGAUGCUAAAUCAUCUUCGAUUCUAUCUUCCCGAAGUAUAUCCGAAACUCCACAAGAUCUUAUUUUUGGAUGAUGAUAUUGUAGUUCAGAAGGAUUUAACACCUCUUUGGGACGUGGAUCUGAAAGGAAUGGUGAAUGGUGCAGUGCAGACCUGUAAAGGGAGCUUUCAUAGAUUCGACAAGUAUCUCAACUUCAGCAACCCGAAAAUCUCUGAGAACUUUGACUCAGAUGCUUGUGGUUGGGCAUUUGGUAUGAAUAUUUUUGAUUUGAAGGAGUGGAAAAAUCGAAACAUCACGCAAAUUUAUCAUCAUUGGCAAGAUAUGAACGAGGAUAGAACUCUUUGGAAGCUUGGCACAUUGCCACCGGGACUGAUCACUUUCUAUAACUUGACCUAUCCACUGGACCGGGCAUGGCACGUAUUAGGACUUGGGUACGACCCUGCCCUCAACCAAACUGAGAUAGAAAAUGCAGCAGUCAUCCAUUACAAUGGAAACUAUAAGCCAUGGUUGGAUCUGGCUGUGGCCAAGUACAAGUCAUACUGGUCCAAAUAUGUAAGGCUUGAUAACUAUUACCUUAAACUCUGCUACUUUAGCGAAUAACAACAUUUCUUCUCUCCUUUUGCUUUCACUCUUGUAAUUCUUUUAUCAAGG
Molecule: messenger RNA, 2312 nt
Organism: Hibiscus syriacus
Lineage: Eukaryota; Viridiplantae; Streptophyta; Magnoliopsida; Malvales; Malvaceae
Product: probable galacturonosyltransferase 3
Exons: 9
Coding region: 204-2261 (685 amino acids)
Molecular function (GO): polygalacturonate 4-alpha-galacturonosyltransferase activity
Source: RefSeq, a predicted model, not a curated record